Messenger RNA from Miscanthus lutarioriparius, 2649 nucleotides. The record is from the annotation of a GenBank genome assembly. NCBI's taxonomy places the organism in Eukaryota, Viridiplantae, Streptophyta, Magnoliopsida, Poales, Poaceae.
AUGGCGCCGGACCCGUGCGCCGACCUCGUGGUGACGCCCAAGACGGCAGCCAAGGACGAGGCGUCCUGCUCCGUGGCCACGCCCACGCCGCCCAAGGUCACCCCCGACGAGGUGCGCGCGGUGGCGCAAAAGUUCGCCGACCAGCCUAUCCAGGAGACGGAGCCCGGCGUCUGGGCCGUCCUCACCGCCAUCUCCAAGAAGGCCCGCCUCCGGCCCCAGGGAAUGAACAUUCUUUUGAGUGCUGAUGAGCACUGCCUAGGACGCACUGCUGAGGAGCGGUUUCAGAUUUUUGCCCAGCAGAUCAGUGGGAAGCAUUGCAAGAUAUACAAGGACACCGUCUUAGGGGAGCUCAACCGCCACGAGCCUGUGCCUGUUUUCCUCAAGGACACAAGUUCAAAUGGCACAUUCAUUAACUGGACAAGGCUCAAGAAAAAUUCAUCCCCAGUCAAGCUUAAUCAUGGGGACAUUAUAUCAUUUUCAUCACCUCCUCAUGACGACAAAUCCUUUGUAUUUGUCUACCGGGAAGUUAAAGCAAUCAGUUGUUUAGAAAAUGGAGCUCCCAUUCUUAAGAGGAAGUCAGAGGAGGGUGGUUCUGGAAGCAAGAGGCUAAAGGGUCUUGGUAUUGGUUCUCCUUAUGGUCCUGUUUCACUAGAUGAUGUCCGAAGACUAGAAAAAUCUAAUGCUGAUCUCAGGGAACAACUUGAGGCACAUGUUGUGACAAUUGAGACUUUGAGGGCUGAAAUAAAAACGGCCCAAGUGCAGCAUGGAAAGGAACUUGAGGAGUUGAGAGAAACUACGUCGAGUUCUUAUCUUGAUCAAACUAAAUCUCUUCGGUCAGCACUUGAGGAGAAACAGAAGCAAAUAGAUUCACUCAGUGCAUCAAAUACAGAGUUACAGAACUCUAUAAAAGAUCUCGAUGAAAGGCUUAGUGCAUCUAAACAAUCACGCGCGGAUGCUGAUGAGAUAAUUUCAAGCCAGAAAGCAAUCAUAUGUGAGCUUGAGGGACAGCUAAGUGAGGAGCGAAACUUAAGAAGAGAAGAGCGUGAUAAGGCUGCACAUGAUUUGAAAUCUGCAUUGCAUAAAGUGCAAGCCGAGGCUCAAGAAGAAAUUAAGAAACAGGCAGAGUCUUACCUUAGACAACAAAGGGAACAGAAAGAAGUUAUUAGCAAGCUUCAGGAAUCAGAAAAAGAAACCCGUUUGCUUGUGGAAACUUUGAGGUCCAAGCUGGAAGAUGCUCGAGAUAAUCUUGUAACAUCCGAGAAAAAAGUAAGAGAGCUGGAAGCUCAACUUCAUGACGAGCAGCUAGUAUCAGCCAACAAUCGAAAGAAAUCAGAAAAUCUGGAAACUGAAUUGAGAAAGCUGAAGAAGGAACUUGAGAAUGAGAAGGCUGCUCGAGAAGAAGCAUGGGCAAAGGUCUCAGCACUUGAGCUUGAAAUAGCUGCAACGAUUAGAGAUCUAUCAAUUGAGAAACAGAGGUACCAAGGAGCUAGAGAACGGAUUAUUCUACGGGAGACUCAGCUGCGUGCUUUCUAUUCAACUACAGAAGAAAUCUCUUCUCUGUUUGCGAAACAGCAGGAACAGCUGAAAGCUAUGCAGAGAACUUUGGAGGAUGAAGAGAACUAUGAGAGCACCUUAAUGAGUGUGGAUCUCAAUAAAGUGCCUCUAGCCACCGUAGCCACUGAUAAUGCUGGUAUGAAGCCAGUAGGCUGCUCAAAAAAUACAGUGGGAGCUUCAAGUGCUUCACCAGAAAAUACCCAGGUAAGUGAACAUAGUUCCAGUGACGAAGAUGCCAACAUGACUGAGCAGCAUGAUGAUGAUGGUACUGCCGAUGGUGACAGCACUCAAGGUCUAGAAUGCACCAGUCCAGAAAGGUCAGAGAGAUUAAGGCCGGGUUUUCAGGGCAAUCCUGUUUCUGCAGUUCCUGAGAGGGAGGUAACAGAUACUGAGCAAGUUCCUGAGACGGAAAGCCAAGCUGGUAAUGUUGGUUGUGAUGACCAAAGAUGUGACAAUAUGGGAGGAGAGACUAUGCCGCUAGAGGACGAAGUGCAGCUUCCAGAGAACGAGGAACCUAUUGCAUUGCUCAAAGAUGCAGGGCAACCACAAGCAAAUGUGGUUCCUAUUCCAAUCCCCAAUGAUGGCACUGGCCACUGUUCCGAAGAAAAACAUGAGGGUGCUUUCUCUGAGAGCAAACGGGAGGACACACAUGUUGGAGCUAUCGGAACGGCUGAUCUGUUGGCCUCAGAAGUUGCUGGGAGCUGGGCAGUGGAAACAGCUCCAUCUGUCAAUGGGGAGAACGAAUCUCCAAGGAGCUUGGGAGAUGCUGCCGAUGCUACAGAGCAAGACGAAGAUGGAGGUAGCAUGGCAGCUGAUGCUUUGUUAACUUUGGUGAAUUCAGAGGGCCAGGUGGCUGGGAGCCAGAAUAAUGUUGAGCAUGCCAGUUCCAAAAUAACCGAUGAUCAUCGUGUUCUUAGUGCCAUGAUUGGAAUUGUUGAUCCUGAAUUCAGGAAGCAAAUGUCCAGAAGUGGAGUUGGAAAUGAGGAACCGAUGUCUGACGCUGAGACGGAUGAAGGCAUCGAGGAAGGUGAUUCAGAUUCAGGUUCAGAUGGCAGUGACAGCGAGGAGGCAAUGGUUGAGGAUUCUGUUGGGUAG